AUGUCUUCCGACCAUGUACUUCGGCUCGCUCUCGUUCAGCUAAAAGUUGGACUUGACAAGUCGACCAACCUCAAAAAUGCCAUCGCACUCAUUGAAAAGUGUGUGGAGGAACACAAACCUGAGAUGGUUGUUCUUCCCGAGUGUUUUAAUAGCCCCUACGGAACUGGCUACUUCCCUGAGUACUCGGAGACCAUUCCAGACGGAAAAACUUGCCAAAAAAUGGCAGCAGUCGCUAAGUAUGUUUUAUUUACUCUCCUUUUCCUAUUAACUACUUCUCGUUUUCCUUUUUCGCUCCUUGGGUCUAACCACUCAGCUCCUGGUCAGGACACUUUUUUCCCUUUUAUUUCUACCUGUUCAUAGAAAGCACAAGAUCUGGUUGGUCGCUGGGUCAAUUCCUGAAAAGGCCUCAGACGGAAAGCUUUAUAAUACGUCAGUGAUUUACAAUCCGGACGGGGGUGUUGUUGGCACCUACCGCAAAGCUCACCUGUUCGACAUCGACAUUCCCGGUAAGUUGGUUGUUUGCCCUUCUUUGGUGGCACAAUAGUUUCUGUUUUGUGUUCUCUUGUUUAGAUGAUAUAGGAUGCUCCUCGUGUUUAUUGUAUAUAAACGGCUCCUUCAUAUGAACUUCGCUGUCUUUGUUGUUCUGCCCACAUUUUUUCCGAUUUCUCUCUAGAGGAACUUUUUCCCACCGCCCUUUUUUACCCCAGGCAAAAUUUCCUUCCACGAAUCGGACACCCUGUCGCCGGGCUCCUCUCUCUUCUCAUUUCCGGCCAAGAACAAGGAGGGUCAUGUGUUCACCGUAGGCAUGGGCAUCUGCUACGACAUACGCUUUCCCGAGUUGGCCCUAAUCUACGCUCGCCAACACGGCUGUGACCUUCUCAUCUACCCGGGCGCCUUCAACACCACCACCGGUAAUUUUCCCUCUUCCUGCAUCUACCAAAAUUUCGUCAUCUUCGCUAUGUGAGAUUGUCCCUGACCGUUGAAGACAUACUCGAUCAAGGUGGAAAUGGGAAAAAUACGGAAAAUCAUGUCAAAGAUUGUGGCAUUUUCAGUUUUAGAAGUAAUACAUGAGUUGCGUCGCUCCGGGCUCGUUGUAUCCUCAUUUUAUUUAGUGAAAUUCAUAAUCAAAUGAGGCUUUUAGCGGUCACCGAUAUCUUGGAGCUAAAUUGAAACUGUUUUGACUGUGAUUGUUUCAUCACCUUUGGUGACGAGUCAAUAUCCUUUGAAUGUUUUUGCAUCGAGAAAUUGCCCAUAUGAAGUCAAAAGGACCCUACGAAUAACUUAUUUUACCGCCGUGGGGUUACGACGAGGAUACGUGCGCUGAAUGUCGGCGUAGUCUUUUUCGUCUGUAUUCAAGUAGACAAUACGCCGGAAUUAGCAAGAGAUCUGAUGAAAAUACCUCCAUGUGACAUAGACGAAUAUAUGAUUUUCCUUUCGCGGAAAGCAUGCACCUUGUAGACUGAAAUUGCUAAACGCUGAUGUAAUGGCAGAUCAGACUGAAACUUAUUCGGGAAUUGGGAAAAAUUUUUUAAAACCUAAAUACACACUUUCUUUGGGCAUAAAAUAUGAAGACAAGGUGAUUUCCUUCCAAAUGAGCAAAAGAAAACAUAUUUUUUGCGUGUUUUCAAUAAAAUGUGCUUAAAUUUAUAAGACCGUCGAAAAUCAAUAGAAAAAAUGCAUGCUACUUAAGCAGUCAGUUCUUACCCAGUGUGAUUUCUGCAGGAGGUCAAAAGGAAGUGCAUUCAAAAGCCGAUAUCCUGGCGAGUCCGAAGUUUUACAGGGUUAUGCUGCAUGAUAAUCAGUAUAAAAAAGUAUAUAAAGUAAUCCUACCUGGUCGGGAACGCAUUCCAGAAUUUUAGCCAACAUUUCAUGAGAUCGGUCACGCACUGUCGGUAUACCGUAAAGAAAGGAAUUGGGACCGAUACUGGGAAAUCCAUCCUCAUGACAAAUCAGCGCACUCCUUAUUGCAAUAAACUUUGCGCCUGUGAGAUUGCCAAUUAACGACGUAACUUGGUCCUACUCAGGUCUGAGGACCAAACUACGAUCGUCUCCCGGUUUAACCGUUUUGACAUCCUCACCGGCCUGUGAGACAUGUGACCUCUCCUGAAUGAAGCUUUGGUGCACGUAAAGUGGGGAUCAGACCGUGUGCAGCACACGUAGACGUCCACUGUGCCCGCUGGUCGUCGUGACUUCGGGUUGUCGCCAGAAAAUGUUGGGCGAUGUGGAGGCCGCUGGUGAAGUAGAUGCUGUGCAAGUCCGUUUCAUUGUGGACAAACCCACGUGCGAGUAACCGCUGCUGGGUCGUACACGUAGUUAGUUGCAAUCAAACUAUCUGUCCUUUUAGGAUUUCGCCCCCCAAUUUUAGGCUAAGCAUCCCCACAUUUUUUAUCUCUCUCUCCCUACGUUGCCAGGACCGCUGCACUGGGAACUCCUGGCUCGUGGCCGAGCUCUUGAUACCCAAUGCUACGUGGCAGCCUGCAGCCCUGCCCAGGACACAUCAGCCUCCUAUGUUAGCCAUGCGGAAUCCCUCGUCGUCUCACCCUGGGCCGCAGUUCUUGCCAACGCCGGCAAGGAUGUAAGUUGUGCGGGAGAGAGCGGACUAUCCUGCGAUAUAUGCCACUUUUUGUCUGGUCCCUUUCAGUUAUCCCUACGGCCAUUGGUGGGCUGAAAGUCUCAGUUAAGCAUGAACAACUAUGAACGUUAACUGGCCCGUGAUUUCCUAAUCCAUUUCCCACCAUUUAUUGAAGACUAACGAACAUGUAAGGAUGAUGAACACAUGAUCUCUGGAACAGUACGUGUAUUAGUCUGAGCCUUCGGUCUCGUACAGGAGGCCAUCGUGAGAGACUGUGAGAAUGCGGCAUCAAAUGAGCAGUUUUUGUAGUCAAGCCAUGAAGGGGGAGGAUAUGAGUACAGAGGGUGGUAUUCGCGAUAAGCUGAGUCCCACUCCGUCUCACGGCGGCGUGACUGCGUGCACCCUUGGUUGGAAAUUGGGUCUCGUCUCUUGGCCGCGGGAACGGAGUGCGUGAUAGCAGGGGGGUAUGUCAACGUGUCAGUUGAUAGAGUUGGUGUCAGACACCCAGGCCUCCAACAGUUCUCGCCCUGUCUGGCCCGCCCUACCAUCCGCGCGCUCUCGGAGUUGAAUUUGUGGCCUUCCUCCAGGGUGUGAGUGGCGAUCUGAGACAACGGGUCGCCUCCCGGAACGCCCGUUUAUGCUCCGUUAUUCGUGAGCCAAGUCGUCGUCCGGUCUGUCCUGUGUAGUGGCGAGGGCAGUCCCGACAUGGGAUCUGAUAAACGACACCCGAUUGUUCUCCUACGUCUAGUCGCUCCCCCACUCGCAUGAUUUUGUUGCGCAUGGUCGCUGUCGGACUAAUAAACUUCAUGCAUCUGUAGAAUGUAAUUUAACCAACAUGUAACGUGAAGACUGUAGUAAAAGCUGGCGUUCUGAAGAAUAAGUUUCCAUCUCGUGCACCACCUGUCAUGUUGAACGCUCACAAGUUUCCAUUCUCGAGUCUUCCGCUGCGCAAGUAACGGCUGCUGGGCUCCACUCGUAGUUUGCUGCAAUCAAACUACCCGUCCUUGGGGUAUUUUACCUCCGGUUUUAGGCUCCAAUAGCUCCUUAAACAACUCAGUCUACCCAAUUGCGUGUGUUUGUGUGAAGCGGCGAACUGGUGGGCUGUGAGCAAGGCUGUCACGGCUCCUUAAAGUGACCUGUGGCAUUCUCACGCAUGUGAGGAGUGUGUGUGUUACUUGAUUGGUAGUGCCUUUCAGUCGCUGUCUGACUGGAGGGUGAUAACCCGGGCUAAUGCAGGGCUGUGUGUCACCUUUCGAGGCCCCAAGGUUUGUGAGCGUCAGCUAUGCCAUGAUCAGCAAACAAUGGCCCCCGCAGCCGGACGUAUUCUGGCAGUUCUCCGGUACCUGGUUCUCCAGCGGUAAAUGCACUUGCGUCCCCGCCGAGUGUACAGGUCGUGCCUAGUCAUCCUUUUUCUGACGCGUUGUUGUUUUGUUGGCCAAAAUUCUGGUCAAGCGUUUGUUGUGGACCAGGGGGUGUGGAAUGGAGCGCCAAGGUGCGGGUUCGGUCGCACUACCCGCCUACACCCUCCCACUUCUGGUCUUUUUGACACGGGGCCCAAGUGGGGAGGAGGAGGAGUGUGGUAGAUUCUGUGCACGUCUACUCUCACUAUAAACUAAUUCUCUUACAAGUCACCGUGCCUGCUUCACCUUGCUGACGGUGAACAUGGUCGGAUGUGACGGUCGAGCUGUCACAGCUCCUCAAAGUAGCUUCUAGUUAUUCUAACACGCUUGAGAUUCGGGCCGGCCUCGCCAAGACUCGCCGCAUGUCGCGGUGUCCGGGUCGUGUAUGGUACGCGUAGACGGGUUGCCUAGCCACUGCGUUCGCGCCCACCUUCGGUCGUUCUCAAUAGUCGAAAUAGGAAUGAGGAGAUCCUUGGAAUACCCACGCUCUGUAGUUAGGAAUCAUCGGCACUCAAGUCAAGACGCAGUGCGAGUAACUGACUCUCCCGCCCUCGUUUCCUUCGCAGAACCACAGGCUCGUGAGUACCAUGAGGCGUGGUUUCACUUUCACGUACAAUGAUUAAAUUUCGCGGGCUUUCGGAAAAAUUGGGUUCCCGGGAGCGCCAGUCAUCGUUGCACUCUGUAGCUGUCUGUCUCGCUCCCAAACUCCAGUCGACAAACUCCACCCGUCCCCCCAUCUUAUAGCCUCGCUUCCAGAGUGAUGUUUUUCCGGCCUUUUCUCAACCACUGACCAAACAUUGGCAGUCUCGGGGGUUGGCCCUGAAGUCCAGAUCUUCCCCUUCUUUUUUUUCAGGAGGGUUACUUCUGUGUAGAAGUCUCGCGAGCCGAGUUGGAUCGUGUGCGUUCCAACAUCCCCAUCAGGCGCCAGCUUCGCAACGACAUAUACAGACUGAAAGAACGAAAGUAA
Messenger RNA from Spirometra erinaceieuropaei, 4939 nucleotides. NCBI's taxonomy places the organism in Eukaryota, Metazoa, Platyhelminthes, Cestoda, Diphyllobothriidea, Diphyllobothriidae. The record is from the annotation of a GenBank genome assembly.